This is a messenger RNA of Nerophis lumbriciformis (worm pipefish), 1713 nucleotides long. RefSeq names its product solute carrier family 35 member B1 (gene slc35b1). Gene Ontology annotation, molecular function: UDP-galactose transmembrane transporter activity; UDP-glucose transmembrane transporter activity. Lineage: Eukaryota; Metazoa; Chordata; Actinopteri; Syngnathiformes; Syngnathidae. Gene Ontology annotation, cellular component: Golgi membrane; endoplasmic reticulum membrane. The record is from RefSeq and is a predicted model, not a curated record. Gene Ontology annotation, biological process: UDP-galactose transmembrane transport.
UAUUUUCGAGGUCCUGUCAUUAGAGCAGUUUCCCUGACGCGUCUAACUAAAACCUGCAAUUACUGCACGAAAAAAAAAAUCAAAAAAAAUCUCAACACUACGUUUCUUCGGGCAGAUGUCACGUAUUUAGACUCUGGAAACAGAAACGAAGAAUGACAAAUAAACAAUUAGUAGAAAGGAGACAUAUUUUAAAUUACCGCUCGCUGGCAAGUUAAUUUGCAUCGCCUCCCUUCCGCCCGGACAUAGAACUCGAGCACCCUCUCCGGGCUCAGCACGCCGGCGAUACUGGAGCGGGACCUGGGCGUCAGAGGCACCGGGAGCGCGGGGGUGUCCAUUUCCAUACCCGGACUGGUGGCAGACAGCAUGGCUGCGGGGAAAGGAGCUGCCAAAGGCGCGUCGCUUUGGGACAGCAUGCGGCUGCGGUUCAUCGUAUGUUUCCUGGGAGUCUUUGUGUGCUAUUUUUAUUACGGGAUUCUACAAGAAACAAUCACUCGAGGAGAUUAUGGCCAGGGAGACCAGAAGGAGAAGUUUAGAUUCGCCCGGACGUUGGUGUUCAUCCAGUGCGUCAUCAAUGCUCUCUUUGCAAGGAUCUUGAUCCAGUUUUUUGAGGGAUCCAAGCCGGACUCCACCAGGAGUUGGCUGUACGGCCUGUGCUCCCUCUCCUACCUGGGAGCCAUGGUGUCCAGUAACUCUGCCCUCCAGUAUGUCAACUACCCCACGCAGGUGCUGGGGAAAUCCUGCAAACCCAUUCCAGUGAUGAUCCUGGGCGUGAGCAUCUUAAGGAAGAGGUACCCAUUGGCCAAGUACUUGUGCGUGCUGCUGAUUGUGAGCGGCGUGGCGCUCUUUCUCUACAAACCCAACAAGAGCUCGGGGGUCGCAGCCGACCACAUUUUCGGCGUCGGGGAGAUUCUCUUGCUGGUCUCUCUGACGCUGGACGGCUUGACGGGCGUGGCCCAGGACCACAUGAGGUCUCGCUUUCAAACGAGCGCCAACCAUAUGAUGCUCAACAUCAACUUGUGGUCCACUGUGGUGCUGGGACUGGUGGUGUCGUGUACAGGCGAGGUGUGGGAGUUCCUGAGCUUCACCGAACGCCACCCGAGCAUCUUGUACAACAUCCUUCUCUUCGGGCUGACCAGCGCCUUGGGCCAAACCUUCAUCUUCAUGACGGUGGUGAACUUCGGCCCGCUGACCUGCUCCAUCGUCACGACCACGCGGAAAUUCUUCACCAUCCUAGGCUCCGUCCUUCUUUUCGGAAACCUCAUGAGCGGCAUGCAGUGGUUCGGAACCGUCCUGGUGUUUCUCGGUCUGGGAUUGGAUGCAAAAUUUGGCAAAGGCCCCAAGAAGCCACAUUAACAACACACCAUCACCGCAGUACGGAUGGAAAGCAUCUGAAGCCAGCACCUUAAUUACAGUACAGCCUCUCGGGACUGUAGGCUGCAACUUCAAUUACCUCGUUUUUAACGAAAACCAAGACCGUCCUUGUCAGUCAUGUUCAGUUCCAACAUUUCAUGGGAUCUUAACUUCACUGAACAUCAUCAUGUUUAACAUAUGUCCGCGUUUUAUUUCACAAGCGGGCCAUAAAGGACAAAAAAAAUCCCAGCAUUUCAGUUGAAUACUCAUCUGAGUGACACCAUGUUGCUUGAACAUGUCUUAUUAUAUCAUGUAGUGUAUUUCUUGGCACUUAUAAAAUAUACAAUACAAUAGGUAUAAAUA